Messenger RNA from Hemiscyllium ocellatum (epaulette shark), 4514 nucleotides. RefSeq names its product putative pre-mRNA-splicing factor ATP-dependent RNA helicase DHX32. Gene Ontology annotation, cellular component: intracellular anatomical structure; spliceosomal complex. The coding region runs from base 552 to 2828 and encodes 758 amino acids. The transcript has 13 exons. The record is from RefSeq and is a predicted model, not a curated record. Lineage: Eukaryota; Metazoa; Chordata; Chondrichthyes; Orectolobiformes; Hemiscylliidae. Gene Ontology annotation, molecular function: RNA binding; ATP hydrolysis activity.
GGCGCCGCUGCCUGUUCUCCUGGAGUCGGGGGCAGCGUCUGGUCCGGGGCCCCGUCAGAAAAUAACCGACAGAGUGAUUUAAAAAUAAACCAUCAAAUUAAACCUGGGAAUAACAUCCCCGGGCGGAGAGGGAGAGGGAGAGGGAGAGGGAGGAGCAGGUGUUAGAGGGAAAUGAUAUAUAAAUGCUGGACAGGAAAUAAUAAUUAAAGUUAUUAUUCAUGAUGGUAAUUAUAAUUAUAAUGUAAUUGUUGGGUGUUUUAUUUUAAAAAAAAGAGUAAAAUAUGAGUGAGGAACAGGGGCUGGUGGGUGUUUUGGGGCUGGACUCCUUUUAAUCAUCAUUUACAAGUCAGACAAACUAUUUAAGAAUUAAUUUGCAUAUUGUUCCCCCCCCCCCAAAAACAAAAGGAGAGAGAGAAGAUAAAUAUUGUAGUGCAGGGAGAGGGGAAGGGCUGUGUGAGGGUUGUGGUGAACAUUGUCCUUGGAGUUUCCCCUCCCUAAAGGCAGGAGAAGCAUUGAAAACAGCACUUGGAUUAUAAAAGUGACCUAGCAAAAUGGAUACUAGUAGGAUGGGCGGUGAGCCGGAGGGAAGUGGACAACCUGCUGACUCCAUCUCCGUUUCCUCAAAACUAAAUGGUUUUACCUCUGAUUUAGAAGAUGAUGAGGAUGAGGACUUCAACUGUGAUAGCAGUGAUCUGGAAGUUAAUCCUUUUGAUGGGCUACCUUUUUCCUCACGAUACUAUGACCUACUUAAACGGAGGAAAGCUCUACCAGUUUGGAGUAUCAAGUACCACUUCAUGGAAAGCCUUGUCAACAAUAAUUUGGUUCUGGUUUCUGGCAAACUGGGAUGUGGCAAAAGUACUCAGAUUCCUCAGUGGUGUGCUGAAUAUGCCCUCUCUGUUCAGUAUCAGCAUGGCAUGGUAGUCUGUACACAACCCCAUAGCCUUUCUGCUAUGUGUUUGGCACAGCGUGUGGCAGAUGAACUGGACUUGAAUGUGGGUCAUGAGAUUGGAUACCAUGUCCCUUAUGAAGACUGCUGCACGACAGAAACUAUUCUCAGGUACUGCACAGAUGAUAUCUUGCUCCGUGAAAUGAUGUCUGAUCCCUUGUUGCAUCAUUAUGGAGUUAUAAUUAUUGAUGAGGCUCAUGAGCGGACAGUGGCAACAGAUGUCCUGCUUGGUUUAUUGAAAGACCUGCCAAGGCAGAGGCCAGAACUGAAGAUUGUGGUCAUCACAGCGCCACAUCUGGAGAGCAGACUUGGGAGUUACUACGCUGGAGUGCCUUUUGUAAAAGUGGACGGUGCUGAGGAAGCUUCCUUUCCUGUGGAAGUUAUAUACAGAGAUGGCCAGUUUAAAGACUGUGUUUCAGCUGCUGCACAAACUGUACUGGAUAUCCACAGGAAGGGAGAAGAAGGCAAUAUUUUAGUUUUCUUGGCCAGUGAAAAGGAAAUAGCAGACUGCUGUCAAAUGAUACGGACAGAAGGGGGUGCUCUUGGGUCUCAGUUGGGUGAGCUCAUUCCCAUUCCCUUACAUUCAGGCAUCGGAAACAAUUUCCAAAGAAUUUAUGAAAAUUGCAAUCAGACUUGCAAGAAUUACCGGAGGAAGGUUAUCGUCGCAAACUCAAUAGCAGAUUCAUCAUUUAAUAUUGAUGUCACUUAUGUAAUAGACUCUGGACUGGAACUGAAAAAUGUGUACAAUCCUCGCAUUCGGGCUGACUCUCAGGUCAUUCAGCCAAUUAGCAAGAGCCAGGCUGAGCUGAGGUGGCAGAGAAUAGGCUGCAUCUGCCCAGGGAAAUGCUUCCGCUUGUACUCCGAGGCAUUCCACAAUGAGAUGUCAGAGGUUUCACCACCUCGAGUGUCUGAAACAAACCUCAGUCACCUUGUGCUUCUGCUGAAGAGGCUGGAUAUUGCAGAUAUGGGACAGUGUGACUUCUUGGACAGGCCAGCCCCAGAAGCACUGAUGCAGGCAUUAGAGGAUCUAGAUUAUUUGGCUGCUCUGGAUGAUGAUGGGAACUUGUCAGAAGUUGGAAUUAUUAUGUCUGAAUUUCCACUGGAUCCUCAACUUGCCAAAGCUCUUCUGGCAUCUUGUGAAUUUGAUUGUGUGAAUGAGAUGUUGACAAUUGCUGCAAUGGUAAUAGCAUCCCCAUGUUUUGUUGCACCACCCAAACACUUGGAGGAAGCUGCAGCUGUUCGCAGGAGAAUUCUUCUACAUCCUGAAGGUGAUCAUUUUACUCUCAUCAAUGUCUACAAUGCGUUCAAACAACAUAAUGAAGAUGAAACGUGGUGUCUGAAGAAUUAUCUGAGUUACUCUGCUCUGAAGCUAGCUGAUGUCAUACGCUAUGAGUUGCUGGAAAUGAUGCAAAGGAUUGAAUUACCUAUAUCACCAUCCAACUUCGGAAUGGAGGGAAACGUGCUUAACAUAAAGAGAGCUCUGAUCUCCGGCUACUUCCUUAAGGUAGCGAGAGAUGUGGAUGGCUCUGGGAAUUACCUGAUGCUCAAUCAUAAGCAUGUGGCUCACCUGCAUCCUUUAUCAUGUUACCUCACCAGGAAGCCUCGGCCCCGACCUCCCUCAUGGGUUCUGUACCAGGAUUUUACCAUUUUCCAAGACAACUGCAUCAGCGUUGUCUCAGAGAUUCACCCUGAAAUGCUGAUUGAGUUUGCACCACAAUACUACCUUAGCAACCUACCUGUCAGCGAGAGCCGUGACUUACUCAUGAAGCUUCGGGAGAAGCUGACUGGCAGAGAAACACAGCCAAACGAAGAGGCAGGCAAUACCUUAAACGAAGAUGAAGAUGAAGAUGCAGAAGAGAUUGAAACACAGGUGUUAGCUUAAAAUUGAAGAAUCCUGGAAUUCACUCCAGUGCAUUGUGGGUCUACUUAUAACACAUGGACUGCAGCAGUUCAAGAUAACAGCUCACCACCACCUUCUCAAAGGCAACUAGGAAUGGGCAUUAAGUGCUGACCCAGCCAUCAUUCGAGUCAAUUUUUACAAAAGGAGACAGUGAGGACUGCAGAUACUGGAGAUCAGAGUUAAGUGUGUUGUAGGAAAAUCAGCAUUUUGGGCCGGAGUCCUUCAUUCUGAUUUUCCUGCUCCUCGGAUGCUACCUGACCUGCUGUGCUUUUCCAGCACCACAUUCUGGACUCUGAAUUUUAACAAACUGCACAACAUGUAUAAUUGGUAUGAUUAGGAGCUUCUGUGUUCUGAGCUUGUAGAAUUAGUGUUCUAAAUUGGAUUUAGAAAUAUUGUAAUUUUUUUUGAGUUCAUUGAAUAUUUUACUAAUGAUUUCUUGAAGAAAAAAAAAUUUACAAUGAACUAACAGGCUGAAUGGCUGCGUUAAAAUUGGUGGAGUUUCCAUUAAAUCCCCCCAGUGCAAUACUCCAGAACCUCUGAAUCCAGCUUGCUGAGAAGUUGUAUUUUUGCCAGAUUCAAUAAAGUUGGGAAUUUGUGUUGAAUUUUAGCUUUGUAUCAGGGCUGGUGGGUGUGACAAAACCAAAGUUCACUGUUUAAACCAGUGGUGUGUAAACACAAGGACUAGAGGGGAACUUCACAACUAGACAACUAAGUGCUGUUGCAAACUGCGAAGUGCCAAUUCGGGCAGCUUUUCUGAUUAACAGAAUUUAUCGUUUUAGAAAGUGACUUGGGGAAGGGAAACUUUAGGGUGCAUUUCAAAGCUGGGUUUCACUUUAAAGUUUAGGUUAGAAUGCACUUUUUUAAAAAUCCUCUGGUUGGGGAAAACUUGCACAUUUUUUAGUCAAAUCAUUAAUUUCUUAUGCAUGCUGAUGUAAAUGUCAUGAUUCUCUUUACCAAGAAUGUUGUUCGUCUUUUUGAUGAUUCUAUAACACUACAAGAGCUGCAGCAAUAAAUGCAUAGACAGAUUUAUAUUGAGCCUUGUUUCUCUGCAAUGUCAGAUACUGUGCUUCAGAUGCUGCUAGGAAUCUUCUCAUAAACUAAGGGAGCUCUAUGUGUAUGGAUAUUGUUUGUUAAAACUUUUUUGGUGCUCCCUGCAGGAAUCUAAUAAUUUACAGGGCAAUAGCAAAUUAUUUCAGCAAUUUGUUAGUGUUUAUCAGAGUGGGUUUCAGUCAGCAAGGUUCAUUUGUGCUUAAAACUAAUACUGUACAAUAGUCAGAAUAACCUGAAAAUAGUGUGGAGCUCCAGUUCUUUACCCAAUGAAAUCUUUGUAAUUUAUUUGAAAGGAUACUAUAAUCAUUUUGUUUGUUUUGUUUCUUUGUGUAGUUUCAGGUUUUGGGGCUUUAUCCUUACCUUUGUAAUUUAUUUCUGUACCAGUGCCAACUGCACAGGUAGGCAAGGUGCUGUGCUACAAUUGAUUUCAGAGCUUGUCGAAUAAGUGUUGCUGCUAUAUUUAUUUCUGAUGUGCUUUCUUUUCCCUUUUUCUCGAAUACUGGUCUUGCAAGCACAAAUUUUAGAAAUUGUAUUGAGCAAGAAACUUGCUGUAUAAUUUAGUCGGCUGUGAAAUUAUUGUACUUCCCUGAAUGUUGGAUAAUAUUUAAAAUUAAUGCA